This is a messenger RNA of Gavia stellata (red-throated loon), 421 nucleotides long. RefSeq names its product fatty acid-binding protein, adipocyte. Gene Ontology annotation, cellular component: nucleus; cytosol. The record is from RefSeq and is a predicted model, not a curated record. Lineage: Eukaryota; Metazoa; Chordata; Aves; Gaviiformes; Gaviidae. Gene Ontology annotation, molecular function: fatty acid binding. The coding region runs from base 23 to 421 and encodes 132 amino acids. Gene Ontology annotation, biological process: fatty acid transport. The transcript is spliced from 4 exons.
GACUUCUCUCUAGCCUGACAAAAUGUGUGACCAGUUUGUGGGCACCUGGAAGCUCCUUUCUAGUGAAAACUUUGAGGACUAUAUGAAAGAGCUGGGUGUGGGGUUUGCUACCAGGAAAAUGGCUGGUGUGGCCAAGCCCAAUGUAACUAUUAGCAUCAGUGGUGAUGUGGUAACCAUCAAAACAGAAAGUACCUUCAAAAAUACAGAGGUGUCUUUCAAGCUGGGUGAAGAGUUUGAUGAGACUACAGCAGAUGACAGAAAAACAAAGAAUGUCAUAACCCUAGACAACGGCAUACUGAACCAGGUGCAGAAGUGGGAUGGAAAAGAGACUAUCAUAAAGAGAAAAGUGGUGGAUGGGAACCUGGUGGUGGAAUGCACCAUGAAUAAUGUUACCUGCAAAAGAGUUUAUGAAAAAGCAUGA